GUCCCUCCUCGCCCUGACGCCCAUUCCAUCUCCUCAGAGCCGGGCAUUCGUCAAAGCGGCCAUCCUGGGCUCACCGUCGCCCGCCACGGGCCGCCUUUAACCCGCGUCCUCAGUCCCUCAAUGAGGGGCCGCAGCCAGAGAGCUGAAUAGGCUUGGGCCUGGCGGGCAGACGCUGGAGCGGAGUUCCCGGGCGGGAGACGCGAGCUCCUGCUUUCCCAAUCCCCUUUUCUCCCGGGACUUCCAGGUGGGGAACCUGGGGCCAGGUGUCAUUUUGUCCUGCUCAAGCAAAGUGGCAACAGAUCCUAGUCCUGACUUCCUCCUGCUUCCCCAUCCCCAUUUCAUCUCAUCCCAGGCUGGACAGGCAGCCGGUCAAGCCCCCAUAAGGACACAAGAUCCAGAUGACUCCCAGACUAACAGACUAAGCCAAAACGAAGAGUUUCUAAUUGUCUUUUUGCAAAGUUUAAGUUUUUGAAAUUGAAGUAGUCUACAUAUUGAGAACUCAUGUCUUUUCUUGUAAGUAAACCGGAGCGAAUUAGGCGGUGGGUCUCGGAAAAAUUCAUUGUUGAGGGCUUAAGAGAUUUGGAACUAUUUGGAGAACAGCCUCCGGGUGACACUCGGAGAAAAACCAAUGAGGCGAGCUCAGAGUCGAUAGCAUCCUUCUCUAAACAAGAGAUCAUGAGUAGCUUUCUGCCAGAGGGAGGGUGUUAUGAGCUACUCACCAUUAUAGGCAAAGGAUUUGAGGACCUGAUGACAGUGAAUCUAGCAAGGUACAAACCAACAGGGGAGUAUGUGACAGUACGGAGGAUUAACCUAGAAGCUUGUUCCAAUGAGAUGGUGACAUUCUUGCAGGGGGAGCUUCAUGUCUCUAAACUCUUCAACCAUCCCAAUAUCGUGCCAUAUCGAGCCACCUUUAUUGCAGACAAUGAGCUGUGGGUUGUCACAUCAUUCAUGGCAUAUGGGUCUGCAAAGGAUCUCAUCUGUACGCACUUCAUGGAUGGCAUGAACGAACUGGCGAUUGCUUACAUCCUGCAGGGGGUGUUGAAGGCCCUCGACUACAUCCACCACAUGGGAUAUGUACACAGAAGUGUCAAAGCCAGCCACAUUCUGAUCUCCGGGGAUGGGAAGGUCUACCUGUCUGGUCUACGCAGCAACCUCAGCAUGAUCAGCCACGGGCAGCGGCAGCGUGUGGUCCACGAUUUUCCUAAGUACAGUAUCAAGGUUCUGCCUUGGCUCAGCCCGGAAGUCCUCCAGCAGAAUCUUCAGGGUUAUGAUGCCAAGUCUGACAUCUACAGUGUGGGAAUCACCGCAUGUGAACUGGCCAAUGGCCAUGUCCCCUUUAAGGAUAUGCCUGCUACCCAGAUGCUGCUGGAGAAGCUGAACGGCACAGUGCCCUGCCUGCUGGAUACCAGCACCAUCCCCACUGAGGAGCUGACCAUGAGCCGCUCGCGCUCCGUGGCCAACCCUGGCCUGAGUGAGAACCUGACCAUAGGCAACCCCCGGCCCUCCAACGGCGACUCACCUUCCCACCCCUACCACCGGACCUUCUCGCCCCACUUCCACCACUUUGUGGAGCAGUGCCUUCAGCGCAACCCAGACACAAGGCCAAGUGCCAGCACCCUCCUGAACCACUCUUUCUUCAAGCAGGCUUUUGAGGCCCAAGGGAAUCCUAACAACCAGGGAUCAGGAAGAAUCCAAAAGCUGGCAUGCCCAGUCCUGCAAGCUCGAGCUCAGGCGAGCUCCUCAGAAGGAAGAGGUGCUGCUCUGGCCCUGGGGGCUGAAGUCCAAGCCCAGGGUUUGACUCAUCAACUCAGAGAACCGUCUUCUCCUCUUCCCAGCGCUUGCUCUCCUUCCAGCCUAAUGCCAUUCUCUUCCUAUGCUCCCAGAUCCUACAGGUCCACGAAGGGGCCAGUAAUAGUCAACCUUCCUCCCUUCCCCUUAACCCCUUUCCUAGUAAUUGAAGGGAAGAUUAUUUCUGUCCUUUUAAGAGGGGUAAGUCCACCUUUACCCCGCUUCUCACUUGGGCCCUGACAUCUGAAGCCUUCCCAUGGUUCAUCUGUGUAGCUCAUUCCUUUCCCACCAAGAAUCCAUCUUAAUGCCUCCAGCCAGCGGCCUGGGCACUUUCCCUAGGGCCAUAAUGUUUUGUCUAGCCCGAGGGCUUAAGUCCUCGUGCUGUGUUAGUUUCAUUGUCAGAACAAAUUAAAAUUUUUAGAGAA
Messenger RNA from Lemur catta (Ring-tailed lemur), 2213 nucleotides. It is a transcript of the gene STRADA, whose product is annotated as STE20 related adaptor alpha. Gene Ontology annotation, biological process: protein phosphorylation. The record is from RefSeq and is a predicted model, not a curated record. Lineage: Eukaryota; Metazoa; Chordata; Mammalia; Primates; Lemuridae. Bases 502 to 2028 code for a protein of 508 amino acids. Gene Ontology annotation, molecular function: ATP binding; protein serine/threonine kinase activator activity; protein kinase activity. The transcript is spliced from 13 exons.